AUGCCUCAUCGCACGACAGCAUCCCGUCAGCGGCCCUCUGCCUCAGCUUGGGUUUCACUGCAGACAUUUGACAGCUCCCACAGUAGUGCCACCCAACCAUUGCCGACGUCGAGCGGACCUGUCUCUGGUCUCCUGGCUCCUGAAUCAGACCCUGAACCGACCAUCGGGGAACGAUGUGUUUUAACAGCCGUGCCACAAGCGAGCGAAGCGAAGCGCAACGAGAUAUUCCGAACCAGACUCGUCUAUUCGACGAAUCGUCUCGAGGAUGUGUGGUGCCUGACUGGGAUGACUCUUGCGUCCGAAAGGGUUCCGGCCGAUGGUCGAAGCUUUGAGCCUUCUACUCCUCGAGAUGAUAAGCAGCGCUGCAGCGAGGAGGGAGAUCCCUCGUUACGGCGGGGCCAAGCUCCAAAGAACUCAGUCAUGCAGGUAGGAGAAUCCCAGUUACCACGGGGCCAAGAGGUGGCCGUCCGCGACGUUCCUGCCCGCGAAAAACCACACGUGAGAGCUCUUUGCUGUUUCAAGAAGAUGCCAGCAGGCAACCCCCUGCCUGUGACAGCUCAGGUACAGCUCCAUCGCUUUGAACCUGCUUCAAGAAUUUGCGCGCUCAAUACUUGCACGGUCUUUGUUUUUUCGCCUAAUUUCGUCGUGGAUUAUUACCUUCAAAAAUGGUGCCAAUAUACAUGGCCGGAGCUACGAAGAGUAAUAAAAGGAAAAGGAUAUCUUGGUUAUACAAAUGCCCCGGCGCUCCCCGCCAUCGGCUCCUGA
Molecule: messenger RNA, 765 nt
Organism: Colletotrichum godetiae
Lineage: Eukaryota; Fungi; Ascomycota; Sordariomycetes; Glomerellales; Glomerellaceae
Exons: 1
Coding region: 1-765 (254 amino acids)
Source: RefSeq, a predicted model, not a curated record